UCUGUUAAUCUAAUUUAUCAUUUCUUUUAAUUGUCUAUCAAAAUUACAAAUUAUAUAUACUUUUGUUAAGUGAAGUGGAUGUAUAGAAGAGACUAUCCAUCUUUUCAUUUACUACAAGCAAUGUUAAGCGUCUUCUUUUGAGGCCUCCACUGUCAAUACCCAAAAACCUAACAGAGCUUAGCUCCAACUUCUCUUCACCGAACCAUGGAAUCAAAAUCCCAAACCAACAAGACCAAAAAGACUCCCAAACAUCCCUCUGAGCCUGUGUGUACUAAACCCUCUUGCUUCUUCUGCACCAUGAAUGAACCAAACCCUUCUUUCAGAAAAUCCAAAAUCAUUAAGCUCUUCAAGGACUUGCCUCUCAAAAAUGACCAAGAGCAAGUCCUUGCACUAAGCUCUCUCUGGAACAUAGCCAUGAAGCAACCUAACGACCCUGAAUUCCCAUCGCUUGGAAUCUUCGAAUGCAUGGCAAAGCUCAUCAACAAAGGUAUCAACGACAAAAAGUGGCUGCUUAGCGACCAGAACAUAUACAUCCCUUACUAUGCUGCUCAUAUCGUUGGCUCUUACACCAUGAACAAGGCUCAGUUUGCAGAAAAGGCUUUGAAAUCCGGGGUAGUUCUGCCGCUAAUGGAGUUGAUGAGAGGUAAGAUCACUUGGGUUGAGCAAAGAGUGGCAGUUCGAGCUCUUGGUCACAUGGCUGGUCAUGACGGGAUCGUUGAGUCCAUUAUUGCUUUGAAGCAUGAAGUCAAGAUUGUCGAGUUGGCUAUGAAGAUAGCCUCUACAUGUUUGAAGAGGGUGUACGAUGAGUUUAUCGGAUUCGAGCACUCGAAGAGAUUGAAGUACCAUUGUGAUUUGAUAACAAGAGGGCUUGGGGGGCUGGAAAUUGAGAGCAGAAAAGCUGAGGAAUGGGGUAGUCAGCUUCAGUGCUGGUCCCUAAAUCUUCUCAACUGCUUUGUGAGCAAGGAAAGGUGUUUAGGUUUGAUUUGCAAGAAGGAAUUCUUGGUUGAAGUUUGUGGGAUUUGGGGUGGUUUAGCAAAUCCAAACUCACCUGGUGGAAUUGGGUUGUUGAAAGCACUUUGUCAAACCAAGUUUGGAAGACAAAGUGUGGCAAAUUCACAAGAAGUUAUAGAGAGAUUAUGUAAUCUCUCAAGGUCUUCAGAUGAAUGGAAAUUAAUGGCAGUUGAUUGUCUUUUGCUGCUUCUCAAAGACCCCGAAACCCGAAUCAAAGUGGUGGAGAUUUCAGUUGUGUAUCUUGUCGAUUUGGUUGAAAUGAGAAAACCAAAACUAGGAGACAGAAUCACACAGAUGCUUUUGCAAGAUUACCAUAAAAUCAAGUAUGGGGACUUGAGAUUGGGGAGCAAGAAAGCUGAGAGAGCAUUGGAGGAGAUAUGGGAUUUGAAGGUUGAGAGAAAAAAGAAGGAGAAGUUAAUGUCAAAACAAGAAAUCAGAGAGAGAAAAUCAAUGGUAGGAAAGUUGAAAAAGCAAGGGAAUAUGAGUUUUUGGGCAGGGAAUAUUGAAAAGGCUGUGAUUGAAUACUCAGAAGCGUUGGAUUUGUGCCCUUUAAAAAUGAGGAGGGAAAGGAUUGUGGUUUAUAGUAAUAGGGCACAGUGUUACUUGUUGAUGAAGAAUCCAGAAGCAGCCAUUAGUGACUCAACCAGAGCUCUGUGUUUGUCAACCGGUGCGGCGAGGGUUCAUGGUAAGAGCCUGUGGAGGAGGUCACAGGCUUAUGAGAUGAAAGGGUUGGCAAGGGAGAGCUUGAUGGAUUGCUUGGAGUUUGUCAAUGGAAAAUUUUUGAUGUCUGAACAAGGGAAAGGUGGGAGGAUCCCGUACUACGCUGCACGAAUGAUUAGCAAGCAGAUGAGGCUCACGUGGAUGUAUAACAAACCUGAAGAGGACUGCCCUUUUACAGGUAAGCCUACCAGGCUACCAUUGUAGUCUUGUAGAAGAAAUGUUCACUGAAAGAAGGAGAAAGGUAAAGAAGGGGAGAAGAAAAGAAAAGGGUGUCAAUGUCAAUGACAAGACAAGGUAGGAGAUUUUUUACGAGCGUGGUUUAGAUAUAAUUUUUCUCUUAUCAAUUAAUAACAUAACAGUGAAUUUCACGUGCAUAUUAUUAAAGAGAAGUUAUGUAUUACCACAUAUCAUAUGUAAAUUAAUAGACAUUGCAUCUGCCUGUUAAAUAAGAACUCAAUCACCUUUCGUGUUAAUUUUUGUGAGAAUAACAAUAAAGCUUUGCUUGAGUUUAGA
This is a messenger RNA of Rosa rugosa (rugosa rose), 2244 nucleotides long. RefSeq lists its product as uncharacterized. The record is from RefSeq and is a predicted model, not a curated record. The transcript has a single exon. The coding region runs from base 205 to 1935 and encodes 576 amino acids. NCBI's taxonomy places the organism in Eukaryota, Viridiplantae, Streptophyta, Magnoliopsida, Rosales, Rosaceae. Gene Ontology annotation, molecular function: protein binding.